Messenger RNA from Trichomonas vaginalis G3, 231 nucleotides. RefSeq lists its product as uncharacterized. The transcript has a single exon. NCBI's taxonomy places the organism in Eukaryota, Parabasalia, Trichomonadida, Trichomonadidae. The record is from RefSeq and is a predicted model, not a curated record. Bases 1 to 231 code for a protein of 76 amino acids.
AUGUGUAGGGAGGUGGACGAAUCUUCACAAGCAACAAAGAAAAAGCAAAAGAAGAGCGUUCCGCCCACUCCUGAGGUCAUAAACACACCACCUACCACGAUUCCACCUCCAGUCCAAGAUAAUGAUAUUAUUCUUCCGAGCCAUACUACAGGAAUAUCAGGUGAUCCUUUAAAUAUCUUACUUUUAGACGAAUUCGAUGAUCUUUCUUUAUCAGAUAUGGACCAAUGUUGA